Messenger RNA from Sphenostylis stenocarpa, 2946 nucleotides. Lineage: Eukaryota; Viridiplantae; Streptophyta; Magnoliopsida; Fabales; Fabaceae. The record is from the annotation of a GenBank genome assembly.
AUGGCUGCAUCCAGUGAAAGAUGGAUUGAGCGUCUUCAGUUCUCCUCAUUGUUCUGGCCUCCCCCACUAGAAGAUCAACAAAGAAAGGAUCAAAUUGCUGCGUAUGUCGAAUACAUUGGUCAAUUUACAUCUGAACAAUUUCCUGACGAUAUUGCUGAGCUGAUCCGCAACCAUUAUCCAUCAAAAGAAACGCUCCUCUUUGAUGGUGUUUUGGAGCAUGGGCAUGCUGUUGUGCUUCCAAUCAUUUCAUGUAUUAUUGAUGGUACGCUGGUCUAUGAUAAGACUAGUCCUCCAUUUGCUUCUUUCAUUUCUUUAGUCUGCCCAAAAAAUGAGAAUGAAUAUUCAGAACAAUGGGCUCUGGCAUGUGGAGAAAUUUUGCGUAUUUUAACUCAUUACAAUCGCCCCAUAUACAAAAUGGAAAGAAAAUAUUGUGAAGCAGAAGGAAGCAGUGGUGAAAACCAUGCAAUGACUAAUGAUUCCGUGGAUGGGGAGUCUGGCCAUAAUUCUUUGAUGCAGCAGGAGAAGAAACCUAUAAGACCCUUGUCCCCUUGGAUUACUGAUAUAUUAUUGGCUGCACCUUUAGGCAUUAGAAGUGACUAUUUUCGGUGGUGCAGUGGUGUUAUGGGUAAAUAUGCCGCAGGAGAACUCAAGCCACCUAUGAUUGUUUCUGCUCGUGGUUCUGGGAAGCAUCCUCAACUCAUGCCCUCAACUCCAAGAUGGGCAGUUGCUAAUGGUGCUGGUGUUAUAUUAAGUGUUUGUGAUGAUGAAGUUGCUCGUUAUGAGACUGCUACUUUAACAGCAGCUGCUGUCCCUGCACUACUACUUCCUCCUCCAACAACAGCUUUGGAUGAGCAUCUUGUUGCUGGAUUACCAGCUCUAGAACCUUAUGCACGUUUAUUUCACAGUUAUUUUGUUGCCCCUGGAAUGCAUUGGCCUGAGAAAAUUGAUAUACCAAAAUUGUCUAGAUAUUAUGCCAUUGCGACUCCUAGUGCAACUCAAAGACUGCUUCUUGGGCUGUUAGAAGCACCCCCAUCAUGGGCUCCAGAUGCACUUGAUGCUGCUGUGCAGCUUGUAGAGCUUCUUCGUGCUGCCGAAGAAUAUGCUUGUGGAAUAAGGCUCCCUAGAAAUUGGAUGCAUUUUCAUUUCUUGCGUGCGAUAGGGACUGCAAUGUCCAUGAGAUCUGGUGUAGCUGCAGAUGCUGCAGCUGCAUUGCUUUUCCGAAUACUUUCUCAGCCUGCUUUACUUUUCCCUCCAUUAAGGCAAGUUGAUGGAGUCGAAGUUCAACAUGAACCUUUGGGUGGCUAUAUUUCUUCCAACAAAAAGCAGAUUGAAGCUGCUGCUGCUGAAGCCACUAUUGAAGCUACAGCCCAGGGCAUUGCCUCAAUGCUUUGUGCUCAUGGUCCAGAGGUUGAGUGGAGAAUUUGUACCAUAUGGGAGGCUGCUUAUGGAUUGAUUCCAUUAAAUUCCUCAGCUGUUGAUCUUCCAGAAAUUGUGGUCGCAACACCACUUCAGCCUCCCUCACUCUCAUGGAAUUUGUACAUACCCCUACUCAAGGUUCUACAGUAUCUUCCCCGUGGAAGUCCGUCUGAAGCAUGUCUCAUGAAAAUAUUUGUUGCUACAGUGGAAGCUAUUCUUCAGAGGACAUUUCCAGCUGAGUCGAUUAGUGAUCAAAAAAGAAAAACAAGAUAUUAUUUUUUGGGCUCUGCCUCUAAAAACCUUGCCGUGGCAGAACUUCGUACUAUGGUGCAUUCACUUUUCUUAGAAUCAUGUGCAUCUGUUGAGCUUGCUUCACGCCUACUCUUUGUUGUCUUAACUGUUUGUGUUAGUCACGAGGUCCAAUUCAACGGAAGCAAAAAACCAAGAGGUGAAAAUAAUUAUUUGGAGGAAAUGAUUGAGGAUUUACAUGCACUUUCUGAAAGGCAGAAAGAAACAAAAAAUCCGAAAAUGAAAAAGCAAGGUCCUGUAGCAGCAUUUGAUUCUUAUGUUCUGGCUGCCGUUUGUGCUCUUGCCUGUGAACUUCAGUUGUUCCCUAUGGUUUCGCGAGGAGACAAUCGCUCAGUCCCCAACAAUGUAGAAAAGAAAACCAAGCCUGUGACAAUAGAUGGAUCUUCCCAUGCAUUGCAGAGCUGCCUAGAUUCAGCAAUAUACCACACCCACAGAAUUUUAGCAAUUUUAGAGGCGUUAUUUUCAUUGAAGCCAUCUUCUGUUGGUACCUCAUGGAGUUACAGCUCAAAUGAAAUAGUUGCCGCAGCUAUGGUUGCUGCACAUAUUUCUGAAUUAUUUAGACGGUCAAAAGCUUGCAUGCGUGCUCUGUCUGUUUUGAUGCGUUGCAAAUGGGAUGAUGAAAUUCACUCUAGGGCAUCGUCAUUGUACAAUCUCAUAGAUAUUCACAGCAAAGCGGUUGCAUCCAUAGUUAACAAGGCAGAGCCAUUGGGAGCAACCUUAAUUUGUACCCCUAUUUGUAAAGAACCAUAUGAUAGUAGUAAAAGACAAAAUCAGUUUGAAAAUAAUAGCCACCUUGACCCUGGGCAGACAUCUACUUCAACUUCUGCAUUCCGCUCAGAACUCGGUCAAAAAUGUGAUAGAACUUCAUAUUCAAAUGAAGCAUCAGGAUGUAGUACCUUUGGAAAAGGAGCCACAAGUCUUGCAUUUGAUGCUUCUGAUCUAGCCAACUUCCUAACUAUGGACAGGCAUAUAGGAUUCAAUUGCAGUGCCCAAAUUUUUCUGAGAUCCAGGCUCGCAGAGAAGCAAGAGUUAUGUUUCUCUGUAGUAUCGCUACUAUGGCAGAAGUUGAUUGUAUAUCCUGAGACUCAUCCUUGUGCAGAAAGCACAUCUGCUCAACAGGGGUGGAGACAGAGCAAUGCACUGACUCCAGAAGAGUUUAUCUUUAGUCCACUAGCGAUAGAUGAAAGGCAUCACCAAAUAGCUUACACAACACAUAAGUAG